Molecule: messenger RNA, 1530 nt
Organism: Diplodia corticola
Lineage: Eukaryota; Fungi; Ascomycota; Dothideomycetes; Botryosphaeriales; Botryosphaeriaceae
Product: general substrate transporter
Exons: 6
Coding region: 1-1530 (509 amino acids)
Biological process (GO): transmembrane transport; carbohydrate transport
Cellular component (GO): membrane
Molecular function (GO): carbohydrate:proton symporter activity
Source: RefSeq, a predicted model, not a curated record
AUGGGCGCGGAUCCUGCUGUAGAGGCCAUUGUCGGCCGUGGCCACACGAGUGCCAUGAGCUAUGCUACCAUCGCCCUCGCCGGUCUUGGUGGCUUCAUCUACGGAUAUGCCGCCAACAUCCUGACGGGCACCCUGGCACAGCCAACCUUCCUGGCCAAGUUCCUGUCCACCCCGGAUGCCAUUGAGCGCACCAAUGGCAUGGUUGGAGGUUUCUUCGGCGGCGCUCUCAUCGGCGUCAUCGUGCAAGCCCCCAUCGCCAACAGGUUCGGCCGUCGGGCGGCCAACGGCGUGGCCGCGCUCCUCCUCAUCUUCGCCAGCGCCCUGUCGGCGGGCUCGACCAACGUGGCCAUGUUCCUCGCCGGCCGCACCAUCUCGGGCUUCGGCGCCGCCAUGUGCUUCGCCAACACGCCGACGUACACGGCCGAGCUGGCGACGCCGCACAACAGAGGCAUGCUGGUCGGCUCGCAGGGCGUCUGCGUCGUGGGCUCGUACAUCGUCUCGGCCCUGCUGGGCUUCGCCUUUUACUUUGUCGAUGCGGACUACGCCUGGCGGCUCAACUACAUCGUCCUCACCGGCUUCUCCUGCAUCUUCCUGGGCUCGCUCUUCCUGCUGCCCGAGUCGCCGCGCUGGCUCAUCGAGCACGGGCGCGAGGACGAGGCGCGCGGCAUCCUCGAGCGCCUGCACCGCAACCCCGCCGCGCCCGACGACGACUCGCUGGCCAAGGCCGAGUUCGUGCAGAUCCGCGCGCAGAUCGCGGCGGAGCGCAGCCUGCCCAGCAGCUACUGGUACAUCCUGACCACGCCGAGCAUGCUCAAGCGCGCCGUGUGCACCCUGCUCGUGUGGACCAUGGGCCAGAGCACCGGCAUCACCGUCAUCGCCAACCUGAUUGCCACCCUCAUGGGCAACCUCGGCUUCGGCACCGUCAUGCAGCUCGGGCUCGGGGUGGCGUGGGACGCGUGCGUGCUGGUGGGGUGCUUCGUCAACGUGCUGCUGAUGGACCGGCUGGGGCGGGUGAAGCUGCUGGUGGUGGGCGGCUUCGGGUGCGUGGCGCUGCUCGUCAUCGAAGGGGUGCUGCAAAAGUACUACCUGGCGACGACCAACGCGCCGGGCCUGAGCGCCGCCGUCGCCAUGUACUUCAUCUUCGGCGUGUGGUUCACCAGCACCAUCGAGUGCACCGGCUACGUCUACGGCGCCGAGAUCUGGCCCACCCACCUGCGCUCAAAGGGCGCCACCCUCAACUACAUUGGCUUCUUCGGCCCCGCCCUCGCCUACACCUAUCCCGCCACCACCGCCUUCGCCACCAUCGGCUGGGAGUACUACAUGGUCUUUGUCGCCAUCACCGUGCCCUGCUGCAUUGCCAUUUACUUCAUGCUGCCUGAGACCACUGGCCUCACGCUCGAGGAAAUCGGCCCGCUCUUCGGCGACGACGUGCAGGUCAAGUUCGAGGAUGCGCUGCACGCCGAUCUGGGCGAAUCCUCGCGCACGCAGUCUGUCGAGAUGACUGGAGACGAGAAGGGCGCGGCCCAGUGA